Molecule: messenger RNA, 893 nt
Organism: Closterium sp. NIES-67
Lineage: Eukaryota; Viridiplantae; Streptophyta; Zygnematophyceae; Desmidiales; Closteriaceae
Source: the annotation of a GenBank genome assembly
CACGCUGCUGGUACAGCGGGCCCACAUGGGGCGAGAGGCUCACACGCCUUAUCCCGUCCUCACACUCCUCAUCUGCCCGUUCCUUCCCCCCUGCCGCAUUACCUAGUCACAGCGCUCUAGACGGAGUGCUGCCCCACGUGUGCCAACAUGCUUCUGGUGGAGCAGGUCCACAUGGGCGAGAGGCUCACACGCCUUAUCCCGUCCUCACACUCCUCAUCUGCCCGUUCCUUCCCCCCUGCCGCAUUACCUAGUCACAGCGCUCUAGACGGAGUGCUGCCCCACGUGUGCCAACAUGCUUCUGGUGGAGCAGGUCCACAUGGGGCGAGAGGCUCACACGCCUUAUCCCGUCCUCACACUCCUCAUCUGCCCGUUCCUUCCCCCUGCCGCAUUACCUAGUCACAGCGCUCUAGACGGAGUGCUGCCCCACGUGUGCCAACAUGCUUCUGGUGGAGCAGGUCCACAUGGGGCGAGAGGCUCACACGCCUUAUCCCGUCCUCACACUCCUCAUCUGCCCGUUCCUUCCCCAUGCCCACAUGGGGCGAGAGGCGCGCUUCUUCUGCCAGACAUGCCCCUACGUGUAUGGCAUAACGAGAAAGAUUUCAAGGCGGCAACUGGUGGUGCAGAAGGAGGUGGAUGAUGUGUUGGGAGGGGAAGACGCAUGGAAGAAUGUGGACAAAACCGAAGCUUCGUGUCCCAAGUGUGGCCAUUCACAAGCCUUCUUCAUGCAAAUUCAGACUCGAUCAGCUGAUGAGCCCAUGACUAUAUUUUACAAGUGUUGCAACAUGAGAUGUGGCUACAGAUGGAAAGAGGGAUAGUGUCCUGAACUGUGUUUAUACCGAACGACGCGCUUCAUUCUGCUGGCCUGUACAGUACAGUAACGUGAAAUCUCAAUG